Messenger RNA from Aspergillus tanneri, 2682 nucleotides. RefSeq names its product putative protein kinase Yak1 (gene YAK1). Bases 1 to 2682 code for a protein of 893 amino acids. Gene Ontology annotation, molecular function: protein tyrosine kinase activity; protein serine/threonine kinase activity; ATP binding. The record is from RefSeq and is a predicted model, not a curated record. Gene Ontology annotation, biological process: peptidyl-threonine phosphorylation; peptidyl-serine phosphorylation. The transcript has 8 exons. Gene Ontology annotation, cellular component: cytoplasm; nucleus. Lineage: Eukaryota; Fungi; Ascomycota; Eurotiomycetes; Eurotiales; Aspergillaceae.
AUGGACUCUCAGUGGCAGCCUUACCAGGAUCCCUUGAUGGGCCGUCCCGCGCAGUUCAAUAGUGGACAACAGCUUGCCUCUAAAUACGGUGGUCAGCCUCAACAGCCUCAGCAGGCUCCUAUUGGCUAUACCUACGAGACUUUCCAAACACCCACUAUUGCAGCCAACCCACCUAGCAUCAAUACCAGCUCGAAAACAGUUUCCAUGGCAUCAUCUCCGACCGCGACACCACGUAGCCGGGAUUAUGUUACCGAUACUGAUACCACCAUGGAGGACGCGGACCCGUACAACCGAGCAAAAUACUCUGCGAGACAAAGUUAUCACCAUAGUCGGCCCUCUUCCCAGUACUUUCCCCAGGAGGAGUCCUCUGCUGCUCGCAGAUACUCUCCGAUGAACGUGCUGUCGCCGACCAUGUCAUAUAAUGCGAGCCCAGGAAAGCCCCCUAACUCCUACGCCCUCCCUCCAGGUACGAAUCAGACUCGACGAUCACCAACUAGAGCGCCGAAUUACUCUUCGCCUCCCCAGCCAUACCAGUCGCCUCCUUCGACUGGAUCGCGGCCCCCUCGGCUUCCCCUUUUGCAUCCCACAGAUUUGAGUCUCGAACAAUACUACCCGCCGUCAGCAGGAUCUCAGCUCAGUGUGGCUCUGGGCCAAGAUGGAAGAUCCCCCCGUCCUACCUCAGUAUCGGGCGGCAGCCAACAACCAGGUCGAGGGCCGAUACCCAAAUUUCAAAAGAUUAAAUCGGUCCAAGAACUACAACCACGCGUCAAUGUGCAGCCUCCCUACAGACGCGCUAAUCCGGAAGGCGGCUUUAUUAGCCCUCUGCAAGCUCUAACGAUGCACCUUCCCUCCACCUAUCGGAUAUGUAACCCAGGCUUCAACUAUGAAUCGUCGAGGAACCCCAGGCGCGUCCUCACGAAACCUAGCAAGGGCGUCAAGAACGAUGGAUAUGACAAUGAAGAGAGCGACUACAUAUUAUACGUGAAUGACAUUCUCGGGAGCGAGGAAGCGGGUCACAAAAACCGCUAUCUUAUCCUUGAUGUGCUCGGCCAGGGAACUUUUGGGCAGGUUGUGAAAUGUCAGAACUUGAAAACUCAGGAAGUAGUGGCCGUCAAGGUCAUUAAAAAUAAGACUGCUUACUUCAACCAAAGCAUGAUGGAGGUCUCGGUUUUAGACCUUCUUAACAGCAGAUAUGACAAGAACGACGACCACCAUUUACUUCGGUUAAAGGACACAUUUAUUCACCGGCAGCAUCUCUGUUUGGUAUUCGAACUGCUCAGUGUCAAUCUUUAUGAACUGAUUAAACAAAAUCAGUUCCGAGGUUUAAGCACAACUCUGGUGCGUGUUUUUGCUCAACAACUCAUAAACGCGUUGAGCCUUCUAAACAAAGCACAUCUGAUUCACUGCGAUUUGAAACCGGAAAAUAUACUACUAAAAAAUUUGGAGAGUCCAAUUAUCAAAGUCAUUGACUUCGGAUCUGCUUGUGAUGAACGACAAACAGUCUACACAUAUAUACAAUCGAGGUUCUACCGCUCACCCGAGGUCCUUCUCGGCUUACCGUAUUCCUCCGCAAUUGAUAUGUGGUCGUUAGGAUGCAUAGUUGUUGAGCUCUUCCUUGGUCUGCCUUUGUUUCCAGGGUCGUCGGAAUACAACCAAGUGUGUCGGAUUGUAGAUAUGCUUGGCUUGCCUCCAUCGUGGAUGCUAGAAAUGGGCAAGCAGUCCGGCGAAUUUUUCGAGAAGACUCAGGACGAGUUUGGAAGAAAAUCAUAUCGUCUAAAAAGUUUGGAGCAGUAUUCUCGAGAGCACAACACGAAAGAGCAGCCAAGCAAGAAAUACUUCCAAGCGACUACAUUGGAGGACAUCAUCCGAAGCUACCCAAUGCCCAGGAAGAACAUGAAGCAGGCAGAGGUAGAGAGAGAAAUAAACAAUCGAGUGGCUUUUAUCGAUUUCGUCCGUGGUCUGUUGACAAUCAACCCUCUUGAGCGGUGGUCGCCGCAACAGGCCAAGUUACAUCCUUUCAUUACGCAACAAAAGUUUACAGGCCCUUUUGUGCCUCCAAUGAAUCUUAAAUACUCAUCGCUCAACAAACCUGUUGCUCCCGGGAUCCAACAACAACAGCAGGCGGAGGCAACAAGUAAGCAGAGAGCGGCACAGGCAGCACAUGCCCAGUCUGCAGUGCAGAAUGCAUAUUCUAUGCAAAUGAAUCAGUUCCACACGCCAACUCAUGCCCAGCCUCCCCCCAUGUACAAUGGGAUGUUUACAGGGCACCAGCAAGGUGCCCCUCCUCCGUAUCCCACUCAGCCUCCCGGGUAUGGCCACCAAAUGAAUAUUAUUCCUGGCCAAAUGCCUCAAGCCCAAUAUGCUCCAUCUCAGAGUCUUUAUGCGCAAGCGACAACAAGGGCUGGUCGCCAACGCGCUUCUACUAUGGACGCUCAGGGUGGGGGGAUACCGCCUACGAUUCAGCGAGUCGCGAGCCAUCUGGACCCCAACGCUCCUAUUCGGUUGCAACCGAGUCCGGCAUAUUACCCUCCUCCACCGGAGGGAUACGUCGACGCCAACUCUGCUAAUCAGCGUCGUCGAGGUAGCCGAGCAGGCGGCACACGGAACCGAGACUUCAUUCGGACCCUUGAGGAUGGUGUGUUAGGGGGUGAUAGCUAUGUUGCCUCAACUCAGUGGCAUUGA